AGCUGCAUGUAUCCAGUUUCAGCUUUGUUGUGUAUAUGGCGUACAGAAUGAAAUGGAGACGCAAUGCCAUUGGCGUGCAUACCGGCUUUAGAGCGAGCUGGCUCAUGGCAGUAUGUAUCUUGUUGGAGAACCAAGCUGUGAAAGGUCGAGGUGUCACUCUCAGUGCUAGUGGUACAGGACAAGCAACAACAGCAUUCGAAGUGACCUUUGGUGAUGGACAACCUACAGCCGAUGUUACCAACUACUUACCUACGUGUGUUGUGCUCAGUGGAUCAGGACCAUUCAUUCGACUAGAGAAGACUGAGGGUAGUCUAGUGUUGGCUGAGACAGGUACCUUCUCAGGAGUUACUACUGUACAGGUGAACACCACAGCACAUCCUACACUGGACACAUCAUACACUGGACUGUACCAUUGCAGAACAGCGGAUCGCAACUCUUCGCAGACAUAUCAACUCAACAUUGUAGCUCAACAAGUUCAGUCUGGACCAUUCCCUACAUCACUGACAUUGACCAACACGGGUGCUACUCACAAAAUACCAUGUAUGUCAAGUGGAAACUUUCCUCUCAACUCAUAUUGGAGCUCAACAUUAACUCUGGACACACAGAUGAUACAGACGGUGACACCUACGAAUAUUGUGAACUCAACGUUCACCUUCCAGCGGAAUGAUUCCCAGAUUGUGUUUACAGAAAGUGAUACAUCAGGUGUUACCUUCAUUGUAACAUGUACGACAUCGUAUACUACACACUUUGAUUGUAUUGGAAUGGGCUCAAAUCCUCCGCGUCCACAAAGUGUGAUUGACACAUGUGUAAAUGCUUCCAAGACAAUACAUACCACUGUCUCUGUCACAAUCCGAGCGCUAUGUCCAGAUCUCAAUGACAGCAAGUUCAAUUACAAACCUAUUCCCGGUCUCAGCAGACAACCAGGUACCCCAGUACCCAUCGAGUGCAGAACAGGUUUUCUGUCUAACAAUAGUAUGGAAAUAACCCAGUCUAUAUGCCAGGGCAAUGGAAGGUGGCAACCAAGUCCACCAUUGUGUGAAAGUUGCUCCAUGGUUUGCAAUAAUGCCAGUGUUACCAGCUGUGCCAGGAUCACUGUGUCUAACAUACAAGGCAUAAAUUGCCCAUGUAGCAGUACUGAUGAAAUCUGGACAAGGUCUGCUCAGGGCUGUUUGCCCACCCAUUGCGCCGCUCAAGACUUAAACUUCACUGUCAGCAAUAUUCCGAGAUUGGAAGUGAAUAAGUCUAUGAUUAUAGCUUGCGCUGUUAACUACACUUCCACGGGAAAUGAGAGUAUCGUCACAUGUCUGCAAAACGGGACGCUGUCUAACCUACCAGUUUGCACAGAAGUCAUUCAUAUGGAUCCAACGAUUGUCACGGGCAAGUUCUAUUUCGUUAACUACUUCACUCUGCACUUGAACUGAAUGCGCCAAGCACUGCAUUUAGUAUUUAAAUCUCGGCAUGAUCACGUUUAUGGAUGCAAUUGUUCCCACAAUAUUGGAUUUUUAUCAUCAGAUCUCGUAGGUCUCUUUAUUUAAGCGCAAAAUAUCGGGCACAAAACUGAAACUGCAUAGAUCCGCC
Messenger RNA from Sycon ciliatum, 1578 nucleotides. RefSeq lists its product as uncharacterized. NCBI's taxonomy places the organism in Eukaryota, Metazoa, Porifera, Calcarea, Leucosolenida, Sycettidae. The transcript is spliced from 8 exons. The record is from RefSeq and is a predicted model, not a curated record. The coding region runs from base 36 to 1421 and encodes 461 amino acids.